Molecule: messenger RNA, 3596 nt
Organism: Pangasianodon hypophthalmus (striped catfish)
Lineage: Eukaryota; Metazoa; Chordata; Actinopteri; Siluriformes; Pangasiidae
Gene: rgl3a
Product: ral guanine nucleotide dissociation stimulator-like 3a
Exons: 17
Coding region: 285-2435 (716 amino acids)
Biological process (GO): positive regulation of GTPase activity; Ras protein signal transduction
Cellular component (GO): plasma membrane
Molecular function (GO): guanyl-nucleotide exchange factor activity
Source: RefSeq, a predicted model, not a curated record
CCCGAGCGCUGUGGCGAGUCCCGAGAGCGAGCAGGCGCGCGCGCGCAUCUGUCUGUGUGAAAUAAACUUUAUUUUUCUUUAUUUUUCAAACUUCGUGUAUAUUCUUCUCAGAAAAGAAUUAUCCGACAUUGUUAAGGGAUUAUUAAAAACACGAGAAGGGUUGAGUUUCAGCUCUGUGUGAGUUUGAGCCAGCUGAGAGGAGUUCACUGCGCUAAUGGCAGCAGCAGCAGCCAGCUCCUAAUCGCCUUCUACACCGCUGAAGGACUCACUUCUGACUGAAAACUAUGAGGAAAUGUCAGCUAACCCUGGACCCGGUGCAGGAGUGGGGGGAGGAGGUGGAGGACGGCGUGGUGUACGGUGUGACCCUGCACAGGGAGCCGGCGUGCCCCUCCCCCUCGGUGGGCGUGGCCUGUGUGCAGUACCGCACGCUGAAGGUGCGCAGACUGAAGGCCGCGACGCUGGAGCACCUCAUCACCGAGCUGCUGAAGCCCCAGUGUGACGAACCCGACUACGCCCGAGUCUUCCUCUCCACCUACAGAGCCUUCACCUGCACACACACUCUCAUCAACACGCUGUUUCAGAGGGAAGACAAAAUCAUCAACUUGGACAACAGCGUAUGUGUGAGGAGUUCUCUCCCGGCGUUGGUGAAGUUGUGGUUGGAGGAGUUUGCUGAGGACCUGAGAGACCCUCCUCAUCAUCCCUUGCUCCGUCUGCUCUCCCUCCAUCUGCGCCAUCGCCUGUGUUUCAGACGCCUCGCUCGGCACGCCGACACACUCUUACACACCUUUCAGGAGGAAGACAGGCGUGCUGAGAACAGUUCAGAGGUCGCUGAUGUUUCUGGAGAAGAAACAGGAAGUGUCCUGGGUGUCUCCGCCCGGGACAUCGCCGAGGAGCUCACCAGAUUGGACGCUGCCCUGUUUGUGCGCGUGGUUCCGUUCCACUGUCUCGGCUGUGUUUGGUCUCAGAGGGAUAAGAAGGAGAACCGGAGCUUAGCGCCCAGCGUGAGAGCCACCAUCGCCCAGUUCAACUCCGUCACUAACUGGGUCAUCAGCUCGCUGCUGUGCCCGCCCACAACCCCAAACUCCGCCCCCAACUCCGCCCCCAACUCACCACAGUCAUCCAGAUCACUCAGACUACACCCCUCCUGCCAGCACACAAGCCCCGCCCACCGUGCUAGCAUCAUCGAGAAGUGGAUCUCAGUGGCUCAGGAGUGCCAUCAGCUGAGGAACUUCUCGUCUCUGCGUGCGAUCCUGUCUGCUCUACAGUCCAACGCUGUGUAUCGCCUCAAAAAAACCUGGGCUGCAGUCAGCAAAGAGAGUCUGGCCACCUUUGAUCAGCUGUGUGAGAGCUUCCCUGAUGAAAACUGUGUUCUGGCCAACAGAGAGAUCCUGGAGGACAAUAAUGAGCACACAGAGGAGAGCCCCUCUACAGCACUCAGAUCUCCUAAACUCAGUUCCACCUCCAAACACACGAGCUACAGUGGGGGAGAGGUGCCGUACCUGGGGACGUACCUGACCAUCCUGACCAUGUUGGACACAGCUCUACCUGACACACUGGAGGGCGGACUAAUCAACUUUGAGAAACGAAGAAGAGAGUUUGAGGUUCUGUUUCACAUCCGGCAGUUGCAGGUGUCGUGCUCUCUCUAUUCUCUCCCGUCUCACCCCUGUGUCUCCUCUUGGCUCAACAGCUGCUCACCCCUGUCUGACCAGCAGAGUUAUGAUCUGUCCAGACAGCUGGAGCCUCCGGUGGAUUCAUGUCCCGGGUCACCGAGCUGGAGCCAUCGACUCAUCAGCAAGAAACUUGGCUUGUUGUUGAGCAGCAGUGACAGCUCUAAGAAGAAAACACACUCGGACCAGAUGAGUGUUUCCUCGUCAGGCUCCAGCAGCUCAGAGAUGGACGACUUCUCCUUUCCACUCCGCCCCAAAUCACAGUCUGGAUCGUGCCUGAACAUCUCAGCAGACUCGUGUCCUGAUCCACGCUGCACCUCUCCUGCUCCCUCCUCCUCUCAGUCUGAUAUCUCCAGUCUGAGCUCUGAUGGUGCGUCUCCAUCUUCAUCAUCAUCAUCAUCUUCAUCCUCCUCCUCCUCCUCCUCCCAGGCUGUGUAUAAUAAACAGAGUGACAGCUGCAUCAUCAGAGUCAGCAUGGAGCUGCACAGCGGCAACGUCUACAAGAGCAUCCUGAUAAGCAGUCAGGAUAAGACGAGUCAGGUGAUACAGAGAGCUCUGGAGAAACACAACGUGGAGAAUAUGAGCUGCAACGACUUCACACUCAUACAGAUCCUGCUCUGUGAUAGAGAGCUGUUGAUUCCGGAUAAAGCGAAUGUGUUCUACGCGAUGUGUCCCUCAGAGAGUUACGACUUUGUUCUGCGUGAGCGCUGGAGGAGUCACAGCCUGGGCUCGAGUCCCGCUGUCCUGCGCAGAGCUCACAACAAGUAACCAUGUGACCUGGAGGACUCGCUGCUUCACACUGUGUGUGUGUGUGUGUGUGUGAGUGUGUGUGUGUGUGUGAGAGAGAGUGUGUGUGUGUGUGAGAGAGAGAGAGACUCGUUAAUGUAUUCUCUUGUGUUUUAAUAUUAUAAACUCACCAAGUUUUAUUGGUGUGUGUGUGUGUGUGAGAUGGAGCCGCGUGUGUAGAUAAUAAUCGCGAUAAUCAGACUAAACAUUUUAUUCUGUUUUAUGAGAUUUUAUAUAUAUAAUGUUUUAAAGCUAUAGACUUUGAGUGUUAUGUUUAUACACACUGUACUGUAGAACUGAUUAUCAGCAGGUGUGUGUUAGUGCAUUAAUGUGUACAGGACAGAUAUUUAUAUAUAAUAAUAAUAAUAAUAACUAUUAUUAUUAUUAUCAUAUGGAUGUUAAGGUUCGAGUGUUUUAACUAGCAGGAUUUUAUUUAUUUAUUCUGAUGUCCGUUACAGCGCACUGAUUCAGAUUUAUUCUCCUUCAGUUCGUCAGGUUUUACGGGAAUCUGCAACUUUUUUCCUUUUAAUGCACAAAAUCACCUAAAGUGAAUUAAUCCGGCUUUAAUCCCAGCGUCUUUCCGUCUUAAUGCAUUCCCCUCUGUGUGGAAAAUUAUUAUAAAUAAAUUAAUAAAUGCUUUUCCCCCCCCCUUUUUUUUUGUGACGCAGGCAGAAGUGUUCUGUAAAGUUUGAAACUUUUUCAUGAAAUGUUUAAAGAACACAACGCUGCAGCUGGUUUAUUAAACACACUGUAAUAUUUCAUUAUUCACUGAAAAACAAAACAAACUGCUCUCAUCACGUUUAAUGCUUUUUUUUUCUCUCAGUGUUUGUUUUUAUGCAGAUUAUUUCCUGGAGUGUGUUUUUUAUUCGCUGCAGUAACGAUGUUGUGUUAAUUGUGAUGAUUAUCAGUGCAUGUCUAAAUAACGGACAGUGUAUAGUACAGAUAUUUAUAUAUGAAUGAUUGAUCCUGUACAGUAAUAAUUAUAAUACAGAGCUAAUAUAAAGAUGUUAAUUAAGGUGUGUGUGUGUGUGUGUGUGUGCUCUGCAGUGCUGUUCUCAUAAAUGGUUUGUUUUCAAAACUUGGAACAGUUUUAACUGAAAUAAUUCUGAUCAAUAAAUGCUUUCUAGUUCAUUACAAAAAGUG